Aspergillus saccharolyticus JOP 1030-1 is the source of this 1288-nucleotide messenger RNA. Its product is annotated as Zn(II)2Cys6 transcription factor domain-containing protein. The annotation marks the transcript as partial. The record is from RefSeq and is a predicted model, not a curated record. Gene Ontology annotation, biological process: regulation of DNA-templated transcription. Gene Ontology annotation, molecular function: zinc ion binding; DNA-binding transcription factor activity, RNA polymerase II-specific. The transcript is spliced from 2 exons. NCBI's taxonomy places the organism in Eukaryota, Fungi, Ascomycota, Eurotiomycetes, Eurotiales, Aspergillaceae.
UAAGGCUGCCACCGUCAGCGGCCGUCGAUUGAUUGCUCUUUGUUUUAGCUGUAAUACCAUUUGCCUGGACUCAGAGAUGUAGGAUGUGGCAGAAAAGAUUUAAAGAAUCAUAUUCAGCAACAUGGUCUACCGCGGAAGGCCUUCCAAAUCAUGUCGUGAUUGUCGACGGCGUGAUAUCAAAUGCGACAAGAAGACAGAGGGCUGCUCUCAAUGCUCGCGCGCUGGCCUCGUAUGCCCUGGAUAUCGAAAUCCCAAAGAACUGAUUAUUUUCAACGAAUCUGAUGCUACCAUCGAACGAGUAUCGGGUCGACGGCCAGUUCCAAUUUCGAGUUCUCCCAACCCGCUAUCAACAAGGCUGUUGCCAACGGUUAUGCAGCGGGCAAAAGGCCUCUAUGUCUCGCAAUACGUCAGGGAACUACCCGCCACAAGUAUCUUCUCCUUCAUGCAAAUUUUCUAUCCCCCAAUCGUCCAUCCAAUUCCGCUUCUAGAGACGGUAACGCGUGCAAUCUUUAUGGCAAACUUCUCCUUCUCACACGGGUGCCAUGUCGCCCUCUACCAGGCUCGAGCCAUGUACGGAUCAGCCCUGAAGAUGACCCGGAAGGCGAUCCAGCUGCCGGAAGAGGCUAUGCUGGACAGGACUGUGUUUGCUGUAAUCUUGAUGUGCGUUUUCGAACGACUCGCAAAUUUCGGAAAUGAUGCCCUGGUCAAUCCUCACAGCCAUUUGAGUGGCGCAUGUGAAUUGAUGUCAUUGAGGGGCAACACGCAGUUUGCCAACAGGCAUAGUCCUAUCAUGCUCUUGCAUCUGACUGAGAUUGUGGUGCUUGACUGUCUCGCAAGGGAGGUUGACGCGCCGCUGCAAUUUCUGGCUCUGAGACGCAUGGCUGCCGAAAACGGCGUGGAUACAUCCGCCUUGAAAUGGAGAUUCUGGGACAUUAUGCUGCGCUACGUGCAGCUGGAGAGCUCCUUGAGGUUGGGUCUUUGCUCAGAAGCUAUGCUUCGUGCAAACCAACUCGAUGCUGAACUCGAAGAUCUGGCAUGUGGGUUGCCAUCUUUCGUCUCGAGAAGGAAGAGCCCAGCGCCUUUAAAUCAUUCUUCUAUUGGUCCUGUUAUCUACCCCGACAGCCUGUCCCUGAUGCGGUGGAACAAUAUCCGCGUGGUUCGUCUCAUAUUAGCUAAGAUCAUACGGGAGCAGUUCGCCCAGAUAAUAUCGUCGUCAUCCGAUCAUGCUUCGACUGCCCACUGGCUGUGCGAGUCAAAUCGGAGAGCCGUCGAUCUCGCCGCCGACAUA